AUGGCGAACAAAAAGAAGAAGGUUGGGUCCCAUUUAUCCCGUCUGAAGCAGCAAAAGUCUCAGCUUGUCAAUGAUUCUACUGUUCUUGCUUUAGCGGCUCCGUCUUCUUCCUAUACUGUUCAUGCUACAGUCCCCCCAAAUUCAAAUUCAAAUUUCAACCCGCCUGUUACCUUCCCCCCUGUUUGUCCUCAUUCUAAUCCUCGUCUUCACUCUCCCCCACAUGAACCUGGGUCCCCUAGCAUCAAGCAUGUGUUUGUUGAAGAUGGUUCAGAUGGUGCCGACUACGAAGAUGAGGAAGUUGAUUUUGAUUCUUCUGAAGAGGAUUAUGAGGGGGCCUCCAAAUUCUUCACCACACCAGUGUUGGCAGUGCCUCCUGGCCCUUCUGCCCCUCCUGUGGUCCCACAGUCUGCUCUGGUCUCCUCCGAACUGCCACCUUCUCCAUCUCAGGCAAACCCUGUAGCACCUGCACAGCCUAGCGGUGUUGAGUCUAACCCAUCAAAUAUUGAAGUAGCAGGUAAACCCCAUCCUCCUUCCUCAACUAAUGGUAGAUGGCGUGAUCUCUUUUCCUCUAACAGAAACACACCCAUUUGCUCCAAACUCAUGCAUUUCUCUGGGUAUACUGCUAUUCCAUCUUGUCCAUUCCUAGAAGAGGACUUAGAUCACUCUAGCGAUGAUUGGAAACUCUGUGUUGUGGGAUAUGUGUCUGGUAAAUUCCCUGGGUACAGGGCUCUUAAUAGUAUUAUUGGUAACGUCUGGAAGUGUUCAGCCUCACUCACCUUGCAUGAAUCGGGCUGGCUCAUCUACAGAUUUGAAAAUGAAGAGGAUAAGCUGGCUGUCUUGUGUGGCGGUCCCUAUUUGGUUUAUGGGCGUCCGUUAAUCCUGCGCCAAAUGACAGAAUAUUUUGAUUAUUCUUGCUCUGUAAUGACUCAUGUUCCUGUUUGGGUGAAGUUUCCAAACUUGCCUCUAAAAUGUUGGACGCCAAGAUGCUUAUCCAAGCUUGCCAGUGUUCUGGGGACGCCAAUCCAAUGUGAUAAACUGACGUCCACAAAGGAGAGGCUGUCAUAUGCUCGUGUCUUGGUGGAAGUGGAUUUGCUUGAGGACCUUCGGUCUUCCAUUGAUGUAGUGCUGCCAAAUGGAAACCUUCUCUGUCAAAAGGUCAUAUAUGAGACCUUGCCAAAAUUCUGUAAAAGCUGCCAAGUGCUUGGGCAUUCCACCGGAGCAUGCUCAAAAAAUCAGGCUGCUCCUAGACAAAUGGAGAAGAAAGGAACAGAACAGGAGACUGCCCCGUCCAAAGGCAGUGUUUUACUCAGCCCCCGUGUUGCUGUUCCCAUAGAUUCUCAACAUAACUCCCCUGUUGUUACUCCCACAGGCUCGCAGCUCAACCUCUCUGUUGAAGUUCCCACUGACCCCCAGGUUUCUGAGAAUGCUCAGGAGGAGCAGCAACGUGACCAAGCCCCAGUUGCGGUAGUUUCAGAAGGCUGGGAAACUGUAAGGAGGAAGAAACAUGGUAAUAAGCACCACUCACCUUCACCAAAGGUUUUGCCUGCAGUGAAUAUUCGUUCUUCUACUCAGACUAUAUCCACCAAGGGGAAGGCAAUUGCAGCCACAGUUGAUGUCUAUGUCAACAGAAUGCAGCACAAAGGGCUCAACAGCCCUCUCAAACAACAUGAGGUAGUAAGCCUCAUGAAGAAAAAUAAGGUGGAUGUUUGUGGUCUUUUAGAGACCAAGUUGUCUUUGGCAAAAGUAGAGUGUUUGCAUAAAUUCCGGUUGAAGACAUGGAAGUUUAUAAGCAAUGCUGGCGAUGCAGCUUAUGCCCGUAUACUUGUGUUUUGGAAUCCUGACACAGUAAAAGUUGAGAUGCUUCACUCCUCUGCUCAGGGGAUUCACGUUCUAGUUACAAGCUUGGUUCAGCAAUUCUGUUUUACAGCCACGUUCAUAUAUGGUUUCAACACCAUUUCGGCCAGGAGGACUUUGUGGGCAGACCUUAGAAGAUGGAGUGUGGACUCUCCAUGGCUCCUACUUGGAGACUUUAACUCAAUCCUCUCUCAGGAGGACAAGCACAAUGGGGAGCCAGUAUCUACCUACGAAAUUUCAGACUUCAGGGAGUGCUGCUCUGAUCUUGGUAUUGCCGACUUGCAUGCUACAGGCUCCCACUUCACAUGGUCAAAUGGCACGGUCUGGACAAAGAUUGACAGGGUGAUGGUGAACACCCACUGGUACUCUAUGCAACAAAUGGCUCACGUUCAUUUCGACACUCCAGGGGCUUUUUCUGACCAUGCUCCAUCUACUGUCCAGCUGGGACUUCGGGCUCCUCACGGCAACAGGAACUUUAAAUUUUUCAACAUGUGGACUGCUCAUCCACAGUUCUUGGACACCAUCUCCCAAUAUUGGUCUUCAGAUGCUUACGGGACGCACAUGUAUAUCCUGUGCAAAAAGCUCAAGCUUUUAAAGGGCGGCCUAAGGUCUCUCAACAGACUUCAUUUUAGCCAUAUUUCGGAGAGGGUUGCUAGAGCUGAAAAGGCCCUGGAUGACACUCAGCUUCUUCUCCAAAAUGACAUGGACAACGAAUGUGACAAGAGCUCUAGAUUCUUUCACUCUUUGAUGAACCAGCAUCACAGAAGAUGCCACAUUCCUGCCAUAGUUAGAAGUGAUGGUAUGCUAACUACUUCGGCAGAAGAGAUGGGUAGAGAGUUCGUCUCUUACUACAAAGAUUUACUGGGAACAUCCAAGCACACUAUUCCUCUGCGAGCUGAGGUGGUACAAAGUGGACCCUGCAUUAAUGUUGAUUCCCAUGCCUAUCUCCUCGCUCCUGUUUCAUCUGAUGACAUUAAACAGGUUCUCUUCAGUAUGGAUGAUAAUAAAGCUCCAGGGCCUGACGGGUACACAUCUGCAUUCUUUAAAAAAGCUUGGAGCAUCGUGGAUUACAGACCCAUCUCUUGCUGCAAUGUCACCUACAAAGUUAUCUCCAAGAUACUUGCAGGGAGAUUGGCUCACGUUCUUCAUGAUAUCAUUGGUCCCUCUCAAAAUGCUUUUCUUGGUGGGAGACUCAUGGCUGACAAUAUAAAUCUCAUGCAAGAAUUGCUGAGAAGUUAUGGGAGGAAACGUGUGUCACCCCGCUGCACCAUCAAGAUUGACUUCAAGAAAGCCUUCGAUACAGUACAGUGGCCCUUUCUUCGUGCUCUCAUGCACCUAUUGGGGUUCCCAGCUAGGUUUGUUCAUCUGGUUAUGGAAUGUGUUGAGACUGCCUCCUUCUCUGUUUGCAUAAAUGGUAAUCUCUAUGGUUUCUUCCCUAGCAAAUGUGGUGUUCGGCAAGGAGACCCAUUAUCUCCAUAUCUCUUUAUUAUCUGCAUGGAGUACUUUUCUAGGCUUCUAAAAAGCUCCACUCAGCUUUCGGGUUUCAACUUUCACCCCAAAUGCCAAGCCUUGGAAAUUAGUCAUCUUGGGUUCGCUGACGAUAUUCUCUUGCUCUGUCGUUGUGACAUGACCUCUGUUAACACUCUCUUGCAGCAGCUUCAUAUCUUUGGAGAGUCCUCUGGCCUUGUUAUUAAUGCAACAAAAUCCUCCAUUUUCUUUGCGGGUGUACCGGAGGACAUUAAGCAGGCAAUUCUCAACCUCUCCCAGUUCACAGAAGGAUGCUUUCCUUUCAAGUACCUCGGCGUCCCUCUCAGCCCUCACAGACUCCUAGCCAGUCAAUUCUCUCCUCUUAUUCACAGGCUAGAAUCCACUAUUCAGAGUUGGCUUGGAAAGUUUCUCUCUUAUGCAGGUCGGCUGGAAUUGAUUAAAUCGGUCCUGCAUGGCAUGGUGCAAUUUUGGAUCAGCAUCUUCCCUAUCCCAGUUGUUGUGAUCAAAAAGAUUACUAGCCUGUGCAGGAACUUCCUAUGGACUGGCAAUAUGUCUAGAAGCAAAUAUGCUCUUGUAUCUUGGAAGCAAGUGUGUCUGCCAAAGAAUGAAGGGGGUCUUGGGGUUCAUGACAUCAAAGCCAGAAAUGCCAACUUUUUCGCCAAGCAUCUCUGGAAUAUUCACCUAAAGGUAGACUCUCUAUGGAUUCGAUGGGUAGAUCACUUCUACAUUUCAAGAGCAUCCAUCUGGUCCUUGGAAGCUAAGAAAACCGAUUCCCCUCUGUGGAAAUCUAUCUUCUCCAUUCGUGACAGACUGCUUAACCUCUGUGGCGGGGAGGCUCCAGUGCAGCAGCUGCUCUCAAAUUGGCAAUCUGGCUCAUGCUCAUUUACAGCCAAUGCAUAUGAUUUUUUCAGGUACAAAGCCGCUCCAGUACAGUGGUCCAAUGUAGUUUGGGAACAAUGGUCUCUCCCAAGGCACAGUUUUUCCCUAUGGCUGGCUAUGUUGGGCAAGCUGCGAACCAGAGAUCGUCUACAGUUUCUAUCCCCUGAUCCUAUAUGCCCUUUGUGCCUGAAUGCUGAUGAAUCUCAUGACCACCUCUUCUUCACUUGUGACUGGACGUCUUCUAUUUGGCGAAAGGCCAAACUCUGGCUUAAGAUCCAUAACACUAUGCAUUCCCUAAGUAGAGCCGCAAGGGUUCUACACAACAACAAAAAAGGAUUGCAGCCGAGAAUGAGACGAGUAUCUCUUGCUAUUCUAGUGUAUUUGAUCUGGGAGGAAAGAAAUAGGAGAAUUUUCAACACCAUUGGGAAAUCCGUUGAAGCUAUUUUCAAGAAAUUCCAGAUACUGUUCUAUACUAUAUUGUAUUUCCAUGAAAAUACUCACCAAGCCUACAGUGUUGCAUUCUGA
Molecule: messenger RNA, 4746 nt
Organism: Populus nigra (black poplar)
Lineage: Eukaryota; Viridiplantae; Streptophyta; Magnoliopsida; Malpighiales; Salicaceae
Exons: 4
Coding region: 1-4746 (1581 amino acids)
Molecular function (GO): catalytic activity
Source: RefSeq, a predicted model, not a curated record